UCCUGGCAGCGUCCAUGCUCACUUCGGUCUCUAGUCUGGACCACCUCGGUGAGACCAGGAUACUCGGUUAGCAAAAAAAAAGAGAGAAAAGUAAAAUUGGGACCAUGCUGAAAAUAGAAUAGAAAACGGUAAUAAUAAUUGCAAGCACAGAAAAAAUAGGUAUGCACAUACGAUAUGUGUCCAUUAAGAUAGAUAGAUGUCUGUCCAUACGACCAAAAACGAAGUGUACACAACCUCUUUUUAUCUAAUCUUAUUGCCUCAUAUAUCGAAGAAAAAGUAACACGAAAUUACAAAAGGCAACACACACACACAAAGCUGUGUGAAAUCGGAAAAUGAUGAAAACAUCAAUUAAUAAGAAAACUUAAAGAAAGAAAGAGAAACGAAAAGAAAGAGGAAAGGGUCAAGAGAGCAUAUAUUCCCUUCUCCAACAAAACCCCACUCAUGUUUCCAGAUAUGGAGUGAAAGAAGCAAUAAAAAGAACAACAUCAACCACUCCACAUAUUUAUAUAUUAACCUCCAUAUAGCUUUGCCAACAAACCCAACAAUCUUUGAAAACAAAUAACCCUUUCAUUUUAUAUUUUUUUUUUUUUUUUUUUUUUUUUUUUUUUUUUUUGAUUAACCAGGUGUUGACCUUGCAGUCCACCACCUAGGCCCGGCGCCAAUUAUAUUUUAUAUUUCUUGGGGUCGUUUGAUCUUAAUUGUUAUUAGAGAGAGAUUUGUAUGUGUUUGUUAAUGGCGAGCAACACUAAUAAGGGUAAUAAUCAGAAGACAAAGAUGAGUCUUGUGUUGUCAACAGAUGCUAACCCUAGAUUAAAAUGGACUUGUGAGCUUCAUCACAGAUUCGUCGAAGCCGUUAAUCAGCUCGGUGGACCUAACAAGGCAACACCUAAGAGUUUGAUGAAGGCUAUGGAGAUUCCUGGGCUUACCUUGUAUCAUCUCAAGAGCCAUUUACAGAAAUAUCGACUAGGAAAGAGCCUGAAGUUCGAUGAUAACAGGCUAGAAGUUUCAUCAGCUUUAGAAACCCAAGAAGCUGAGAGUGGAAACUAUUCUAGAGAUUUCAAAGGCAGUGUCAACGAAGAAAACAACCAUCCAGCUAACGAAAGCUUGAAGAUCACCGAAUCCUUACAACUGCAGACGGAAGUUCAGAAGAAACUUCAUGAACAUAUCGAAAUCGUUCACAGGAAUUUGCAAGUGAAGGUUGAGGCACAAGGCAAGUAUUUACAGUCAGUACUGAUAAAAGCUCAACAAACUCUCGCUGGCUACACAUCUUCCACUCUUGGCAUGGACUUUGCAAGGACCGAGCUCUCGAGAUUUGCUUCACUGGUGAAUCCGAGUUCUUCGUUCUCGGAGCUGACGCAGGUGGAAGAAUACGAAGAAGAAGCAGAGGACGCACAAGAAAGUUUCUUGUAUCGCAAGAAAACAGAAACUAGAGGAAUUAGACUGCUGAGAUGUUCAGUUGAGAGCUCCUUGGCAUCUUCAGAAAGAUCAGAGACAAAACUGAAUAAUGAUAAUGACGAGAGACAAUUGGUGGAGCUUCCGUUGAUGGAGAUCAAAUCAGAAGUGAUGACGGACAAGAAGAAGAGAAACCAUAACGACGUCGUUUGCAUGGAAUGUCAACUGCUAAAGAAGAUAGAUUUUGAAGUUGAUGAUGAUGAGCAGGAGUUGAAGUUGAGUUUGAAUAGUUACAAAAAAAAAUAUGGGGACGUGCCCGACCGAACAUAGGACUUGAGUUUGAGAAAUAUACGUUUUAUUAAAGAUCUAUAAAUGGUUUUCAAAAAACUCCUAUUAUAUAUGCGUAGAUUUCCAUUGAUAUUUUUAAAGUAAAGAUUCUGUGAGCAAGUCGGGGUGAAGAACGCAUGGGAAUAUUCUAUCUGAGUCAACAUGAUUAUCACAUAUACCCUUUUUUUUUUGGAUCGAAUAUACGUUUUAUUAAACAUGAU
Molecule: messenger RNA, 1940 nt
Organism: Brassica napus (rape)
Lineage: Eukaryota; Viridiplantae; Streptophyta; Magnoliopsida; Brassicales; Brassicaceae
Product: myb family transcription factor PHL8-like
Exons: 6
Coding region: 721-1722 (333 amino acids)
Molecular function (GO): DNA binding; DNA-binding transcription factor activity
Source: RefSeq, a predicted model, not a curated record